Molecule: messenger RNA, 1156 nt
Organism: Paramormyrops kingsleyae
Lineage: Eukaryota; Metazoa; Chordata; Actinopteri; Osteoglossiformes; Mormyridae
Gene: mrpl40
Product: mitochondrial ribosomal protein L40
Cellular component (GO): mitochondrial ribosome; mitochondrial large ribosomal subunit
Source: RefSeq, a predicted model, not a curated record
AAGUACAAAAUUACUUACAUAUGCGUACGCAAACCUGUAUACAUAAUCCUUGUGAACCUGCUUUGUGUACCUAGUAAUGUUGGGUUUUCCUUUAACAUUUAACAUAGUCGAGCACAACGUUUGUAGCACUUACCACUAAAAUGAUCGAUGUCUAACUGUACAGUUUUAAUACUAGCUUUACAGUAGAUUCUAAAUACAUUUUGUUUGGUGUGAAUAACAAUUAUUGCUAACAAUUUCCUGCCUCUUUUCUGCUUCUACGUUACCAUCUUGAAUGAACAAACGGGCCUAGCAGGUUUCACUAUGGGCUAUGAAUUGUUUAAUCUUAGUUAAUAGGAACUUAAAGAUUCUGUCUUGUUUUUAGUCGGAUAGGGUCGACUGUGACACAAGGGGACAACGUGAGGAGUCUGAACGAGAGGACAAAAGGAUUUACAAUUUGUACAUUUAACAGGAGAAGAUCUGUGUGAUUAUAAGCAUUUGUUGGAUUGUAGAGACAUUUGUGCAUUACCGUAAAUUAUGUUCGUCUCUGUGGGCACUACACUAACGAGGGUAUUGUUGCACCAAAGUACGACGACAUGCAUAUUAACAGCUCAGCCAGCAAACAUUAGGCUCAAUCACUGGUUUCCAUCUUUACUUGCAGUGAAGACCUCUACUCCUGUAAGAGCAGAGCCCACUAAGAAGAAGAAAAAAGUGGACCCAAAACGAGAUGUAGAAGCCAGAGAACGUCUCAAGAAAAAGCUCAAAAGAAUGGAAAAAGUCCCUCCGGAACUUAUACCUAUUGAAGAUUUUAUUGUACCAUCCAAGUACCUUGACGAGAUCAGAGUGCGAUCCCCACCGCAACUGUUGUCAGAGGAGAGCGAGCGCAGGGCGCUGCUGCUGAAGGACUGGGCCCGGUACAAGCAGGCUCAGCACAAGGAAGAGAUGCAAGCUAUUGCUCAGGCUCUGGAUGCACAGCAGGAAGCACUGAAGGAGCUGCGGCUGGAGUCCGAGGAGCUGUAUGAGGCUGCCAUCCAACGAGACCCAGAGCUUGUCCCUUUUCUAAACCAGGGACCCAGCCACACACCACCAAUAACAAACUACCAAGCACCAGAAGGCAAAUAUAAUGAUAUUACCAAGGUUUAUGUGCAAUAAGUAAUAAAAAAUGCAGGGCAGAACUGAA